AUGGCAAACUUACUCUCAUUGCCCACCGAACUUCUUAUUCAAAUAUUAUCUGAUGAUUCUAUUGCUUCUUCAGACCUCUGGACCUGUCGACAGGUCUGUAGGUACUUCAACAAUGUCGCAGAAAAAUGUUCAAUCAACUAUAUUUUCCAAGUAGAUGCUGUCAAUCACCCAACAUGGAAAUUGGCCCGCUGCCUUCUAAAAAAUCCCGAUCUUGGAAAACGAUUCAAGUCCAUAAAGGUUACCUGGAGCCGACGUAUACCGAGGAAACCUAUGACUUGGGCACCACAAUGGAAGUGGUCAGACAGUGACCAAGAAAAACUGACACAGAUUUUGUGUGAUGGGAAUCCAGGGAAUCGUAGUAUAUUUGGAGGAAUAAGCAACGGGCUAAACUCCGAAGCAUUACUUCCAUUCGUACUACUUUACACUCCGAAUCUGCAAUCCCUCGACAUGGGAGAUGCAAAACUGGAUAUCAUGGGCCCUUACGUAUCUGUUGGAGAAUCGGAGCGUAUCUAUCAAUACUGUACCGUUGAGGGAUCACAAAACUGGCGGUCUCGAGUUUCCGGCUAUUCACUGGAUCUUUGGAACCCUAGUAUCCCGGAGGAGGUCCGUGAAGAUGGCUGCAAAAACCAUUAUUCCUUCCUAUACCUCCACAUGCGUCUCGAUCCCGGUUGGCUCCCCGGGUUAUCCAAUAUUACUCAUCUCGCACACGGAUGUCACCGCACUGGUGGAUAUUUCGAUAGAUGGCCUGCUAGCCAUCUCAUCCUCAUGAUGCUUCUUCCUCGCCUGGAGACUGCUCAGUUUUAUGGUGCAACUAUCCUCCGUCUUGAUGGUACCGACCUACAAGUCCAUACCAACCCGUUAGAGUUGGAUAUUGACCCGAAAGUCAUGUUUCAAAAAUCAACAAUUAAACACCUCGAACUCCUAAACUGCCGCUUUCGAAAACAAGACUAUAGAUCCAUAGCUCAAAUAACCGGAUCAUUGCAGUUUUUCAAGUGCAUACUCGAACACGAAGAAGUUCCAUGGGGAGACUAUGCUUACGAAAGCGAUGUUCAUGACUUAUUCCGUCUUUAUAACAGUAACACCCUCAAGAAUGAGUUUAUACAAGUUAGUAGAGCUACAGGCGAGGAUAAAGAUCCGAAGGAUUUGGAAAAGAAGAUCGAUUAUGGGCCUGACGAUGACUACUUCUACGAUUCUGACGGUGGCCAUUUUUUACCUUAUGUGGAUGAUGAAGAUGGUUGGACAUCAGGCUCAGAGGAAGAUCAUGAUUCGUCUAAUAGUCUUGGGCCUAGUCACUUUGGGGAUGGGGAUGCUUCUGAUGUAUUUAAGUCGGAUGGAUCUCAACAAUCUCCUUAG
Molecule: messenger RNA, 1353 nt
Organism: Orbilia oligospora ATCC 24927
Lineage: Eukaryota; Fungi; Ascomycota; Orbiliomycetes; Orbiliales; Orbiliaceae
Exons: 1
Coding region: 1-1353 (450 amino acids)
Molecular function (GO): protein binding
Source: RefSeq, a predicted model, not a curated record